GCGUACCCGCACGCGCACCAGCACACUUCCUGUCGGAGACUCAACUAUUUCCUUCAAGUCAUUAAGAUCGAUUAGACCAGAGCAAGAUGAGCUGCCUCCUUCCUGUUGCUCUGCGUUUGUCACCGUGUGUGUGUGUUUGUGAUUUAAUUGGCCUGCCAUCCGCAUGGAGGAAACCCAAAUGAAAGCGAUGAAAGCGUGGCCGCCAGGCUAACUCGACGUAGCCCCCGAAGAAAGAAAACCAGGAUUUGAGGAAGGCGGCUACUCGUAUCAAGACACCGCACACUUCCUGUCCCAGCAGGAAAUAGGCGGGCUGGUGUUUGGGGGGUCCGGCCUAUGUGUGUGUGUGUGUGUAUGUGGAGGGGAUUGGCGCUGAGGGUGAGGUUGCCAGUCGGCACGAGACAAGUUCGGAGCCGCACAAGAAAGGAAAAGAAAUUUCAAGUCUGGUAGGAGGAGUCAGCCAUGUUGCCGCCACCGCGCUCCGUCUUUCUUCAGCCGUUGGUUUUGGCACUCACCUUGACGACGGCGUCCGCCGCCCUGGACUGGCGCCGGCGCUACGCGCUGCAUCCCUCGCCGCUCCCCUUUGAGCAAGCGCAGGAGGUGUGCCUCCCCUACGGACUGGCCUCCUUCGCCAGACCCCGGGAGUUCGCCCGAGUCCUCGCCGCGAUUGCCCAGUCGCCGUCCGCCGGCUCGCCCGCCAUUUCGCCCACCUUCUGGGUGGGGCUGAAGAAGGCCAAGAACCAGUGCGUGGUCCCCUCGCUGCCCCUCAGAGGCUUCAAAUGGACCCAGGGGGGCGAGGACGCAAGCGAGACCCGCUGGGCUCACGAGCCGGAACAGACCUGCACGUCGGUUCUCUGUGCGGGACUCGUCGCCCGGUGGGAUGGCUCCGCCGGCACCAGAUGGGGGCUGGUGCCGCUCAGCUGCAAGACCAAGAACCGCUUCAUAUGCAACCUGGAGUCAGACGACGGGGGACUCGACGGACCCCAACUUGCUAGUCCUGAGCUUGCUACGCCUCAACCUGCUGGACCAGAAUCAGCUCAACCAGAAUCUACAAGACCUGAAUCUGCUGGACCCACAACAACCGGGCCAGAAAUGACCAGCCCUGAAUCGGAGGGACCUGACUCUGAGCAAAAGCCAGAAAUACCAGAGCCACCGACACCUGGACCUGCUGGACGAGAAAGUGUUGGACCCGAAUCUGCUACACCUGAACUGUCAGAAAGACCGCAGACGCCAAAACCUGGACCUGUCGGACCAGGUCUUGUUGGACCUGCUCAUCCUGAAACCGCCGGACCUGAACCAAAGGAACCCGGAAGAAGACCCGAUGAGCCGGGCCACGAUGCCGGUGCAGAAUCAGGAUCUGGCUCGUGCCCCCACCCCGCGGUCCCCGGAGCUCGUUUCCUCAGUCUGGACCCUGACAACAGCAGCAGGAUCCAAGUGGACUGCUGGUCCAAAGUCCGUCUGGAUCUGCACUGCUGGGGCCGGGACGGAGUGUGGCGCCUAGCGGGCGGCGCCCCCGCCAACCUGAGCACCGUUUGCACCCCGUGCGGACCCGGCUACCGCAAGGACAUCCUGGGGGACUGUGCGGACGUGGACGAGUGCUCGGGGCCGCACGGAUGCCGCCACGAGUGCGUCAACACGGCGGGCUCCUACACGUGCGUGUGCGCCCAGAACGGGACGCUGUGCGAGCCCGCUGACAGCGACGCCCACGGGCCCUUGACGGGGGUGCCGGUGCCGGUCCUGGUGGGGGCGGCGAUAGCUCUGGUGGUUCUCGCCCUCGUCGUCGGGUUGAUGAUUUGGUGGUGCCUGCGGAGGCGCGGCAAGAAGCAAAAGGAGCCUGAACAAAGACACAACUGAGGUGCUGGUGAAGUCAUUCGUUCUCACCAAUGACAUCACGGUUACCGAUCAUUGAUGGAUAACAAUCGUAAUAAGCGAACACACUUAUUGAUGACAUCACGGUGAUUGUUGCUUUUUUUUUGUGACACACAC
Molecule: messenger RNA, 1983 nt
Organism: Hippocampus zosterae (dwarf seahorse)
Lineage: Eukaryota; Metazoa; Chordata; Actinopteri; Syngnathiformes; Syngnathidae
Gene: clec14a
Product: C-type lectin domain containing 14A
Exons: 2
Coding region: 460-1851 (463 amino acids)
Biological process (GO): positive regulation of axonogenesis
Cellular component (GO): cytoplasm
Molecular function (GO): calcium ion binding
Source: RefSeq, a predicted model, not a curated record